Molecule: messenger RNA, 1068 nt
Organism: Musca vetustissima
Lineage: Eukaryota; Metazoa; Arthropoda; Insecta; Diptera; Muscidae
Exons: 1
Coding region: 1-1068 (355 amino acids)
Source: RefSeq, a predicted model, not a curated record
AUGACAAAUGUCCUUUUGAAACCCCUAUCCCGAAUAUCAUUGGCCAGCCUGGACCUCAGAGACCCUCUAUCCCCAACAUUGGCGAAAUCUGCAAAAUCCUUACUCACUUUCACCGAUCACACCCCGCCACGAGCAUUGCUUUUUCGAGAUCCUAAGACAAAGGAAUUACGCCUUAAUGACUUCAUACCCCGCAUGGUUAUGCUGUUCGCAGGACAUUUCAAAGCCAAGCUGGAAAUGUUCCCAGGUGUGGAAAUGGGUAAGCCUACCCAUUACACCAUUAUCAAUGAUAGGUUAGAAGAACUGCAACUGGAUAUGCCCAUGGUUCUCGAUACAGGACCUGAAGAGAAAUGGAAGAAUAUGUCAUAUCCUCUCGAUGUGGCUCAGGCUAUUGUUUUUGUACCCUGUGUCCAACCGCACACCAUACGUGAGGUCUUCAAUAUGUUAUUGGGGUGGAAUUUUUUCUGUUCCAUUACGAUUUGUACUGUCCUAUUGCCCUUGGUCCACUCACUAUACGAUUAUGCCUUCCUUCGCCACUGGAGACCUACUAGUUUCCUGCUGAUUGAACACAUUCUACCCGGGGUGUUGGGCCAAGCAUUUGUGGCCCGCAAGACCCAGCUGCAGGGCUUGAAAUUGAUCUACUCUUUGUUAUUCUUCGACGGUCUGAAUGUGAGCAGCAAAUUUUCGGCCAGGGUGCAGACCCUCUUCACCCAUCCCACCUAUCAUCAGCAAAUUGAAAAUAUGGUACAGCUGAAACAAUCCCCUCUGAAAAUUCUACUUGAUGCCAUUGAGGCCCAAUAUAUUCUGCCGCACAUUGAGGGCCUAACAUCCUCCCUGGUCAUUACCCGAAAUUCCACAUAUUUUCAGUAUAAUCGACAUCGUUUCAAUACCCAAUAUGGCUAUUAUAGUUCCUCCACCCUCUGGGAAAUGUAUCGGCAGAAGCAACAAUAUUUUACCCACAAGGUAUUCUGCACUUCGGAUGGCCUAACCGUAUUUCGCCUUCUGCCUUGGGGAUUUCGUCUGCAAUUUAAUUCACCCUAUCAGGAACCUUUGAAUUAUCUGAUACAUUAG